Molecule: messenger RNA, 2974 nt
Organism: Amphibalanus amphitrite
Lineage: Eukaryota; Metazoa; Arthropoda; Thecostraca; Balanomorpha; Balanidae
Product: protein trachealess-like
Exons: 13
Coding region: 149-2242 (697 amino acids)
Biological process (GO): regulation of transcription by RNA polymerase II
Molecular function (GO): protein dimerization activity; RNA polymerase II transcription regulatory region sequence-specific DNA binding; DNA-binding transcription factor activity, RNA polymerase II-specific
Source: RefSeq, a predicted model, not a curated record
GUCGGAGGCUGCGGACGGUCAGUCGGUGCCGGCGGUGGGCGCGGGAGCACGUGCGCACGACGGGAAGGGCGGGCAGCGGUGCCGCUGGGCUGAGUGGACUGCAGACUGAGCAGUGGGGGUAGACUCGAGGGGUUAUCAGCUGAUCUGGAUGGCGAGCUCCGAUACCGCCGAUAUGGAGAUCGUGCACCCGUUUGACUUCAGGAAGCUGGUGGCAGCAGAGGCGGCCGUCGACUCCCCGCUACCCGACACUCGACCGAGGGACACGCGGAAGGAGAAGUCACGCGACGCGGCCCGGUCUCGGCGCGGCAAAGAGAAUCACGAGUUCUACGAGCUGGCGCGCCUGCUGCCGCUGCCGACAGCCAUCACCUCGCAGCUGGACAAGGCCUCCAUCGUGCGCCUGACGCUCAGCUGUCUGAAGAUCGGGGAGUUCAGUCGGCGCGGCGACCCGCCCUGGCACGGCCCGCCGGCGCACGACGCCCUGCAGAGAGGUCCCCACAUUCGUCUUCGUGGCGUCCCGACGUCAAUAGCGGACGCCUAUGACCACCACCAGGGGACGCACAUACUGCAGAGUUUGGACGGCUUUGCAUUUUCACUUGGACCGGAUGGAAGAUUUCUGUACGUUUCGGAAACGGUGUCCAUAUACCUUGGGCUUUCACAGGUGGAGAUGUGCGGCAGCAGCAUCUUCGACUACCUGCACGCGGAGGACCACGGCGAGUUCGCCGAGCUGGCCGGCCUGGCGCUCAGUCACGGCCGGCCCCUGGCCUCGCCCGGCGAGCAGAACGCCGGACCGGUGGGCACGCAUAACCCGGAUGUGAACGGAGCCAUGACAGCGGAGACAACUGGAGGAUACGAAGGUCUGGAGCGAGCCCUCUGUGUCCGGCUGAAGUCCACACUGACCAAACGGGGCUGCCACUUCAAAACGCCCGGCUACAGGGCAAUGCAGCUGCAGUGCCGCCUGCGGCCGGCCGUCGACCCUGCAGAUUCAGUCGGCAGCACCACCCGGCUACUGGGCCUGGUGGGCCUGGCCGUGGCGCUGCCGCCGCCCGGUGUCCACGAGCUGCGGCUGGACGGCCACUCGUUCGUCACACGGCUCACAUUCGACCUGCGGAUCGUCCACUGCGAGCCCAGGGUGCCUCCGUGCGUGGACUUUACCUCGGAGAGUCUAGUGGGACGGAGUCUGUACUCGCUGUGCCAUGGAGCAGACGUCGCCCAGCUGAGACAGGCACACCAAGACCUGCUCACCAAAGGUCAAGUACUGACCGGCUACUACCGGCUACUGAGUCCCACCGGCGGCUACACGUGGCUCCACACCUGCGCCACUGUGGUCGGCCAUGGCCGCGCCGAUCAGCCCCCCAGCGUGAUCUGCGUCAACCACGUCCUCUCGCACCCGGAGCACGCCGGUACCGUCAUGGAGAGCUCCCUCCUCGGAAACCACCUGGACCUGAAGACCGACAGCGACCCCAGCGAGCAGAGCCUCCCCGAGAACUGGCGGCAUGACACCGCGGAGAGUGCAGGGGAGACAUUGCUCGCCGAUGGAGGUGGCAUUAACCGUGGCCACAGAGGGAAGGGACUGGCCGAUGCUGAAGACGAGGGCAGAUGUGCCCUCGGGUAUCCCCACACCGCCGUCAAACGGGAGAUGGAGAUGGUUCUGACAUGCGAUACAAGCCAAGCGGAGCACCACGAGCCCCCAGAGUCGCCACGCGGUCAGAAGCGCCACUACAGCUCCGUCGCCUCGUCGCCAGGCGGCGGCUGUGCGCCGGGCGCCACCUGCUGCGUCGAUUGGCGACGGCGGCGGCGGCAGGAGAGCGGUCCCUCCACCGACUGUCGUCCGGAGCAGUGGCACGGCCCGCCGGCCGGCGCCGCCCGCCGCUCCGUCAUUAGGUCCGGCACUCAGACUGAGCUGCCGCCACCAGCCGGGGCCGAGGGCGCGGCGCUGCCCGGUCCAGCCGGCUUCACACCACCUGCCUCCGUGUCCCCUCAGGAGCCGCCGCCGGUCUGUGGGUCCCCGCUGGACCCGGGGUCCGGACUGGGUCCGCGCGGCUCGGGUCACAGGUCUCCUCUGGACCCGGGGCCGGAUCGCUCCCCGCCGAGUCAGGAGCCGUCACCAUACGGUCAACCGUUCGGCAGGUCCCUGCCGAGGCUGGGACCGGCCUUUGGGGACGUGCUCCACGGGCUCCACAGCUCACAUUCAGCUGAGCGGCCACCGCUAGAGGCGAUUCGGUCGUUCUGGUUCGUGCCUUAGAUGUCGGAGCCGACACCGGACGUUUUCACAGGUGGGCUGAGGUCCACAGGUGCGCGCAUACGUACUUUAUCGUAGUCUGUGCUUUCAUCCGAUAUACGCUGGGUGCGCGUACGAUACGUACGAAAUGGGACCAAUUGUGGUGGCGACUGAGCUUGUAUUACGUCACAAGUGCCAGUGUUAAAUUGAGGUGCCUUAGAAAGACGUUGGCUGAUUGUUGAAAAUCAUAUCAAUGUGCCAUUUAUAUGGAGGACUUUGAAUUUCAUGUUGCGUGCCUUGCUUCGGAUUGGGCUGGGUGCUGAUGAGUUAAAGCGAAACUACUCUGGUGUGUUGUAGCACAGGCAAGUUGCAGGACCAGUUUACCCUGGUGACUUCUUUCGGAACUACUGGGUAUAGAUUACUUGUAAUAUAAGUGGCAGGUGAUAAUUCGCGAGGAUGCUUGACUGGCACUAUCGACUAGGAGCAUAAACGGUGCCAUAUGAAUUCGUCCUGCUCGUUCAACGCAGAGGUAGUUUUACCGUUUUUGACGAUCUGUGAUUGUAAGUACACAUUGAAGGUGCGUUUCUUUUUGGAUUUCAGUGUCUUCUCUAAAUAAGAAUGUAUUGCUUAGUAUAGUGUGCGACGUAGUUCGCUACCUGCAAGGUUUUGGAUGACUUUUAUACAUUUUUAUAUUGUGUUGUACUUUGAUGUGUAGCCAUGCCUCGGUAUUUAUAAUACAAAGGACAGUGAUAGCAG